Miscanthus lutarioriparius is the source of this 1665-nucleotide messenger RNA. NCBI's taxonomy places the organism in Eukaryota, Viridiplantae, Streptophyta, Magnoliopsida, Poales, Poaceae. The record is from the annotation of a GenBank genome assembly.
AUGGCGAAACCCCGCGGGGCGCCGCCGCUCCUCCACCCCCGCCCGCACCGGCGGCUCCUACGCUCGCCGAUCUCGCGCUGCGCCUGCCUGCUCCUCGCCUUCGCCGCGCUCCUCCUCCUCUCCUCCCUGCACCAGGUCGUGCGGGUCGACCUAUCCCGCCUGGACCCGGCCCCGCCCCGCCAGGCCCGUUUCGCGAUCCCUCCUUCUCCAUUUUGGUUACUGGGUAGUGAUGCUACCACUCUUAGAAAUCCAAUUGUCAUUGAAUCGAAGCAAAGCUUGAUGUUCAGGUGUCAAGCAAUCAACUGUGGGCUUCUAAUGGCUAUGGUUAUCAUGCUUGUGUUACACCAACCUCUAGAUAUAAGGGCUCCUGAUAUCAUCUUUACCCCAUUUUCUGAGAUGAUUAUAAUAUCUUCUUUGGUUUUAGUGGCUUUGAUUGUACAAGCUAUUCAAGGCAAAUCAGACAGCUACAUGACUGUUAGAAGUAAUGGAGGACUCAACCAAAUGCGCACUGGAAUCUGUGAUAUGGUCGCAGUUGCCCGUUUGGUGAAUGCAACACUUGUUAUCCCUCAGUUAGAUAAGCGAUCCUUCUGGCAAGAUACCAGUACAUUUAAAGACAUAUUUGAUGAGCCUCAUUUUAUUAAAGCUUUGGAAGGAGAUGUCCACAUUGUGAGUGACUUGCCUGAAAGUUUGCGAUCUGCUCCAAGAGCCCGGAAACACUUCACCUCAUGGUCUGGUGCAAGUUAUUAUGAGGAAGUGAAAGAGCUCUGGAAGAAUCAGAAGGUAGUUCACAUCCCAAAAUCUGACUCGCGUCUUGCUAACAACGGUCUUCCAAUUGAUAUCCAGAGAUUGAGAUGUCGCUGUCUUUACCAAGCACUGCGGUUUUCAGAUCUAAUUGAAGACCUAGGAAAGAAGCUAGUAGAGCGUCUAAGAUCUCGUGGAAAAUAUAUUGCUCUUCAUCUACGAUAUGAAAAGGAUAUGCUAGCAUUUACGGGAUGCACUUACGGUCUGAGUGAUUCGGAAGCAAAUGAGUUGAGAAUUAUGAGAGAGAGAACAAGCCACUGGAAACUGAAGGAUAUAAACUCAACUGAACAGAGAUAUGAAGGCAACUGUCCACUGACUCCAACUGAGGUGGGCAUUUUUCUGCGUGCUAUGGGCUAUCCUGAAUCCACAUGGAUAUACCUUGCAGCAGGUGAAAUUUAUGGUGGUAAAAAGUAUAUAUCAAAAUUGAGAUCGUACUUCCCAAAUUUGGUUAGCAAGGAGAUGCUAGCAACAAAAGAAGAGCUUGAGAAAUUCAAUAAUCAUGCAUCCCAAGUUGCUGCCCUUGAUUACAUAAUUGCAGUUGAAAGUGAUGUGUUUGUUCCAUCACACUCUGGCAAUAUGGCAAAAGCUGUAGAAGGCCAUCGUCGAUUUCUAGGGCAUCGUAAAACUAUCACUCCUGACAGGAAAGGAUUGGUGGAACUCUUUGAUUUACUGGGAAAAGGGGAUCUCAUGGAAGGUCCUAAGCUGUCGUCACUUGUUACUGAGAUGCAUAAAUACAGACAAGGGGCUCCAAGGAAGAGAUAUGGCUCCUUGCCAGGAAGCAAGGGCAGAGCUAGGCUUAGGACUGAGGAAUCUUUUUACGAAAACCCAUUUCCUGAGUGCAUCUGUUUGACUGGGAGGUACUGA